UGACUCUUAAAACAUACUUAAGAAGGCGUCGCAGAGCUCGGAGUGACUAAGCGGAAGAAGAAAAAGAAGGACAAAGACAAAGCGAAACUCCUGGAAGCAAUGGGAACGAGCAAAAAGAACGAGGAGGAGAAGCGGCGCGGCCUGGACAAGCGGACCCCGGCCCAGGCGGCCUUCGAGAAAAUGCAGGAGAAGCGGCAAAUGGAAAGGAUCCUGAAGAAAGCAUCUAAAACCCACAAGCAGAGAGUGGAGGACUUUAACGACACCUGGACACACUCACGGAGCACUGCGACAUUCCCAAAGUCAGCUGGACGAAGCAGCUGCCUGCACCGGGAUGGAGCAGCUUCGAGAGUUCGCCAAAGGCCCCGCUGGGGUUGUGUGUGUUUCCGUUGGUAUAUUCUAGACACACAGCUUUACACACACCCUCGCGUCUUCUGCUACAGACUGCUCUUCGAAGCUGUGCACCCUCAUUCUGGAACUUGAUUAAAGUAAAAUUGU
Molecule: messenger RNA, 495 nt
Organism: Sapajus apella (tufted capuchin)
Lineage: Eukaryota; Metazoa; Chordata; Mammalia; Primates; Cebidae
Exons: 1
Coding region: 100-480 (126 amino acids)
Cellular component (GO): nucleolus
Source: RefSeq, a predicted model, not a curated record